This is a messenger RNA of Dracunculus medinensis (Guinea worm), 1422 nucleotides long. The record is from the annotation of a GenBank genome assembly. NCBI's taxonomy places the organism in Eukaryota, Metazoa, Nematoda, Chromadorea, Rhabditida, Dracunculidae.
AUGGCAAACGUUUCAUCAUUUGAUACUAAUGAUAAUAAUUCUGAAAUAAUUUAUGGUUCCGGAAUUGUACGUAAAUUAAAAGAAAAAUUUUCGCAACUUUCUACUAAUCAAAUCACAUUAAAUUAUCAGAGUUCCUUAAAAGUCGAAAAAUAUCCUCCAUCCAAUAAAAGAAAUAUAUUCAGCAAAUAUCAUGGACAAAAAGUUUGGCCAAAUAAUAUUUCGAGAAACAAUGAAACCUUCAUUAGGGGUAAUAAUAAAGAAAAGAAAUCAAGAAAUGGUCGUUCGCGUUCGGCUGAACCAGAAAUUAAUCGCAAUAAAAUUGAACCUGAAUUUAUGGAAAUUUAUCGAAAAUUUAUUGAACGUUCGCAAAGUGCAUUUCAGAAUACAAUAGCGGAUGAAAAAGGAAUAUUGACAACAAUUUGUACGAAAAAAAAUAAUUUAUUGAAAAAAUCUCCUACACUAGAAUUAUCAGAGAGUGAUAAUUCUUCUGCCUCUUUUAAUGUGGAAUCUGCUUGUGCCACUCACCAGCCUUAUUCUGAUGUGCAGCACAUUGAAUUAAACGACGAAUCUAGAAUAAAUAACCAAUUUGAAGAAAAUAUUUCAUUCGAUUUAAUACAAAAUGAAAAAUCAUCUAAUAAUCAGUCGGAAUUAUUAAUAUCAUCAAAUAAAGAAUUCGCAAUAAUGGAGCGAGUUUUAUCGAAUAUUCAAUCUGAGAAAAUGGAAAGCUCAACAAAUAACGUUGAAAUGUCAUCUCAGAAAAGUCAUCAGUAUAUUUCAAAUUUUUCCAAUAAUUCAAAGCGAAAGAGUCUAACUUCGUUGUUUCUUGAACGUAAACAACAAUUUAAUGCUAAUGAGCAUUAUAUAAAUGAAAACAAUAAUGCCAAUAAUAGGAAUUUACGGUCUAACGACGAAAUUAUUCUUAGACAUUCAUUAAUCAAUUUGGUUAUGGAAGAAGAUAUUCCUAUAUUAAUGGAAACAAUGUCCGAAGAGGUCGAAUUUGAAUCUGAAGAUUUUAUGCCAACUAAACCAAAUAAUUUGAAUGGAAUUAUCCGUCAAACAUCAAAAAAUAAAGGGAAUCGUAGGGAAUGUCAAUUUGGUUUUUCUUCGGAUCCGCCAAAUGUUUUUACAUAUAUUGACGAAAUUACAGCAAUUAAUGAAAAUCAGUGGAAGCCUGGUGAAGAAAUUUCGUUCGAUGAUUAUCGCAAAUUGUGUGAAGAGAAGAGAGAAAAAAGAAAAGGAGAGAAUUUCGAAAUAUAUAAAUGGAGAACUAUGCCCUAUAAAUUUUCUGAUUCCGAAUUGUUUUGUAAUGCAUCUAUGAAGCAACUGUCAGCAAACGAUCUCUCUAAAGGUGUUACAAGUCUUAUUUGUUAUAUUCCUUCUUAUGAUAUGGCUUUUAAUGAUAUUAUCACGGUUAAAGAUUAA